CUUCCGUCACUGAGGGUUGCAGAGGGUAAGGGCUGAGACCUCGGGUGCAGAGAGAGAAGUGUCAAGAUCAUGAGUUCCAAGUCCAAAUCCAUAGGGAUCAUUGGUGCGCCUUUCUCCAAGGGACAGCCACGAGGAGGGGUGGAAGAAGGCCCUACGGUUUUGAGAAAAGCUGGUCUUCUUGAGAAACUUAAAGAACAAGGGUGUGAUGUGAAAGAUUAUGGGGACCUGAUCUUUGCUGAGGUCCCCAAUGAUAGUCCCUUUCAAAUUGUGAAGAAUCCGAGGUCGGUGGGAAAAGCUAGUGAGCAGCUGGCUGGCGUGGUAGCGGAUGUCAAGAAGGAUGGAAGAACCAGCCUGGUGCUGGGCGGAGAUCACAGUAUGGCGAUUGGCACCAUCUCCGGCCAUGCCAAGGUCCACCCUGACCUCUGUGUCAUUUGGGUGGAUGCUCACAGCGAUAUCAACACUCCACAGACAACCACAAGCGGGAACUUGCACGGACAACCGGUGUCUUUCCUCCUGAAGGAGCUGAAGGGAAAGAUCCCUGAUGUGCCAGGAUUCUCCUGGGUAGCGCCCUGCCUAUCUGCCAAAGACAUCGUGUAUAUCGGCUUGAGAGACGUGGACCCUGGGGAGCACUACAUUUUGAAAACUCUGGGUAUUAAAUACUUUUCAAUGACUGAAGUGGACAAAAUGGGAAUUGGCAAGGUGAUGGAAGAAACAUUCAGCUAUCUACUAGGAAGAAAGAAAAGGCCAAUUCAUCUGAGUUUUGAUGUGGAUGGACUGGACCCGUCUCACACACCUGCUACUGGCACCCCAGUCUUGGGAGGUCUGUCUUACAGAGAAGGGCUCUACAUUACGGAGGAAAUUUACAGAACAGGGCUGCUCUCAGGAUUAGAUAUAAUGGAACUGAAUCCCCGUCUGGGGAAGACACCAGAAGAAGUAACUCGAACAGUGGACACAGCAGUAGCAAUAACCUUGGCCUGCUUUGGAGUUGCUCGGGAGGGUAACCAUAAAGCCAACGACUACCUCAACCCCCCGAAGUAGCUAUGGAAACGUUGGACAAAAAGUUCACAGCUAAUGACAUAAUUAGCAAAUCUAAUGACUUACUUAAGUCUGCAGUUAUUGCCCCAAAGGGUUGUCCUUUUCAGAAACAUGUUUUGCCUUAGAAAAUAUUAACAUAAUUAGUAUACACUAUACAAACGGACUUUCCUCUUGGUGUGAAAUUCGAGAUGUAAAUUCUAACUUCUGUGAAAUUAAAGAAUUUAUCCUUAGAAACAGAAGUAUGUAUACACUGAUUCCCAAUUAAAAUUUUGCUGGUAUUACAUAUAAACACAUCUAUAUAACACCCCUGCACCCCCACAGUGGGAGUCCUGGUAUCAGUAGUCAAAAUUACCCCACCUGAAAAGCUGCCAUAUCUUCAUGUUGUUCAAAAGAGGUGAUUUUUAUAAUAAACUCUUUAUAAUGAU
Molecule: messenger RNA, 1460 nt
Organism: Choloepus didactylus (southern two-toed sloth)
Lineage: Eukaryota; Metazoa; Chordata; Mammalia; Pilosa; Megalonychidae
Gene: ARG1
Product: arginase 1
Exons: 8
Coding region: 70-1038 (322 amino acids)
Cellular component (GO): cytoplasm; nucleus; cytosol
Molecular function (GO): manganese ion binding; arginase activity
Source: RefSeq, a predicted model, not a curated record